Molecule: messenger RNA, 2333 nt
Organism: Linepithema humile (Argentine ant)
Lineage: Eukaryota; Metazoa; Arthropoda; Insecta; Hymenoptera; Formicidae
Source: RefSeq, a predicted model, not a curated record
UUCAUUGAUUUCAUAGUACUUUUAGUAAAAUAUUUCCAUCAGGAUAGAGAUCGUAUCUCUAGCCUGAGCCAUUGAAAUCGAUUAUUAAUUAUCGACAAAGCGUUGCAGAAUUGAUUAUUGUCGAUAAACAUGAUAAAAUAAAUUAUUAUCUGCAUUUCAACUGUAAAAUUUGGGUAAAAAGGAACAGAACAAGGAAAAGUAGUCGUAAUGCAACUAAACACACCUGUGUUCAGUGUUUCAAAUAUACGCUUCACUUUAUACUCAUGCAGAGGCAAGCUCAAUUACUGGAAAAAACGCGGCGUCGAGUCUCUCGAGGGCGAUCUGAUCUUCGGCAACUUCAAGGACGCCAUACUCUUCCGCUCUGCGCCGGGAUGGCAUAUCGGUCAGCUGUACAAAGCCGCUCGGGCGGACGCGGCUUACGUCGGCUUUUACAUCUUCCACAAGCCGUGUCUGCUGUUGCGCGACCCGGACGUCAUCAAGCAGUUCAUGAUCCGCGACUUCAAGAACUUCUCCGAUCGCCACUUCGCUGGCCCCAAUCAGAAGGACAGCAUCGGUAUGAAAAAUCUGUUCGGCGUGAAGAACCUGGUAUGGAAGUACCUGCGCACCAAGAUCGCGCCCACGCUGAUGAGGAACAAGCUGAGGCAGAUGUUCCCGCUGAUGAUGGAGAUCGGCACGCCGAUGAUGGAGUAUCUGGAGAAGCAGCCAGCGGUCCGCGGCAAUGCGAAGCUCGUGGACGUGCAGGAGCUCAGUUACAAGUACACGACCGAUUUGAUCGCGUCCGUCGCUCUCGGCACGAAAAUGGACACCUUUCACCAUCCGAACACGGAGUUCUCGUCCGGAGUUUACAAAUACUUUCGCUCGUUCAAGAGGAUGAUCGCUCUGGUGACGGUGUUCUUCAUGCCCGAGCUGGUGGAGCUGAUCAGGGCGAAGAUACUUUUCGACUUCUCCUUCGUGCGUAAGGUUUUCUGGAGCGCGAUGGAGAAUCGCGAGAAAACCGGUGAGAAACGAGACGACUUCAUCGACUCGUUGCUCCAACUCAAGUACGGCGAACAGAAUCCUGUUUACAAAUUUGAAGGUGAAAAUCUGCUGCAUCAGUCCGGCACUUUCAUUUCCGGCUUCGAAACGAGCGGUACCUGCAUGUCCUUCACCCUGAUGGAACUAGCGAAUUAUCCAGAGUGUCAAGACUUAGCCAGGCAGGACAUCAAUCAAGCAAUCGCCAAGCACGGCUGGUCGUAUGAAGCGUUCAACAAUAUGAAGUAUCUUAAUCAAGUAAUAGCCGAAGCUCUCAGGCUGCAUCCACCAGUGUCCACCAUAGACAGAUACACUCGUCAGGAUUACAGAAUUUCUGGCACCGAUAUCAUUAUCGAGAAAGGAACACCGGUAUUUAUUUCUCUGUACGGACUCGGUGAAGAUCCGAAGUUUUGGCAUGCGCCGGAAGUAUUCAACCCUGACAGAUUCGCUGAGAAUAACCGCAACACGAGCGUUUACCUACCGUUCGGAUUAGGUCCCAGGAUGUGCAUAGGAAUGAAGGUGGGUCAGCUACACGCUAAAAUUGUCUUAGCGUUGCUUCUACACAAUUACGAAAUCUGGCAAACCCAGGAGCACAAGAGCGUUCUGGAUCCGCGAUCGACCUUCACGGCAGCGGCCAACGGGAUAAAUUUAUACUUCAAGAAAAUUGUUCGAUAACGCGUCUAUCAAGUCUGUAUACUUGUCUGUAUACAAUACUUCGAGAGAAUUAUUCAAGCUACGAUUAUUUAUUUAACACUUUCUGUCAUCGGCACAUUGUUAGUGCAUAAUUCUGCAAUGUGAAUGUUAUCAUACUAUGCAUGGGUCAAAGGACUACUUUAUUCAAUGAUAAGCUGAUAAAUUUCUCCAUAAAUUUCUCGAUAAACUCUUAUAUCUUCGUGUCAACGGUUUACAUUAGUAUGCGAUGUAUCUUGCGGUUUUUCUAACAGCUUUCCACACAGCAUGGAAUGUCGUCAAAAUGUCGCCAGAAUAUUACAUUUAAAAUCUGAAAUAUUCUGAUAAUAAUCUCAAAAAUAUUCUAGCAAUGUUAGCAGAAUGUCUUAUGUUCGCACUUGGCAAUAUUCUGGAGACAUUCUGUAAUUUUCUGGAGACGUUUUUUAAUAUUCUGGUGAUAUUGUGGAGACAUUCUGUAAUAUUCUGGCGAUAUUAUACAGACAUUCUGAAGACAUUUUGUAACAUUGUGGCGAUAUUCUGGAUAUAUUCUGAAAUAUCUUCAAUGUCUGCACAAUAUCGCCACAAUAUUAUACGUACGAAAUAAAAUCUUUCCAUCAGCAGUCGGUGGCAUAUAUAUAUAUACACUCACCCGA